Messenger RNA from Coregonus sp. 'balchen', 4431 nucleotides. NCBI's taxonomy places the organism in Eukaryota, Metazoa, Chordata, Actinopteri, Salmoniformes, Salmonidae. The record is from the annotation of a GenBank genome assembly.
AUGGGCUUUGCUCUAAAGCUUAAUGGUAGAACAAGUCAGAAUCUUUCACAGGUUAAUUCCUCCACUGGCCGACCCGACCAGUCUGGCUGGGCUGCAACCCAUCAUAUAAACACUAUAAUUUACAGAUGACGUCAAAACUAUUAUUAAAUAUGUCAGACCAGGCUAAAUGUUAUUUAACAGUGGUUAAAUAAAUCUUUGAAAGAUAGAGAGCACCAGCUUUAAAAAAAAAUCUUAACUAUUAAAUGAUACAGUACAUCAAGAUCCUGGUUCGAAUCCAGGCUCUGUCGUAGCCGGCCGCGACCGGGAGACCCAUGGGGCGGCGCACAAUUGGCCCAGCGUCGUCCAGGGUAUGGGAGGGAAUGGCCGGCAGGGAUGUAGCUCAGUUGGUAGAGCAUGGCGUUUUGCAGCGCCAGGGUUGUGGGUUCGAUUCCCACGGGGGGCCAGUAUGAUUUUUUAAAACAAAAAAUAAUAAUAAUGUAUGCACUCACUAACUGUAAGUCGCUCUGGAUAAGAGCGUCUGCUAAAUGACUAAAAUGUAAAUGUAAAUGAAUGAUUUGAUAUUUAAACUGGUUACAGAGAUGAAACUGUGUGUGUCUAUAUCAUAAUAAUUUUGCACGUUGUUCCUAUUUGGGAGAAGAUUGCAUCACUGCAUGCCAAGACUGGUUUUCAUAAGUACCCUACUAUCCAAGUUCUCCUGUCUGCCUGUCUGCUAUGAUUCAUCCGUCUGUCACAGUCUCCUCGGGGAGAUAACCCAUUGGUACAAAUGGCUGCUACAUCUGUUGACAGUUCCCUCUCUCUCUCUCUCAGAACUCUUUAAUAAACUGCUCCUUACCCUGUCACUCUAGGAGUUAUCGCCAAUACUCUGCCAGGCGCUCCUCUCCUGCUCCUUGUGUUCCCUUUCUAAAUGCUCAUAUUGAGUUUUCCUCUCUCUCGUCCUCUGGCAGAUGACAGACAAGAGGCUCCAUUGAACCUGUCUACCGCCGGCAUUAGCAGCAUCAACAUGUCAAUAGAAAUAAAUGGAGUUGUCUACACAGGUAAAUAGAGGGACCGUUUGCUGAUGUAAUUGCAGGCAGGAAAUUCAAUAAGUUAUAGCAGCGCCCCGGCGCCUUAGUCCUCCACGCAAUUUGAUGUCUUUGCUAUAAAAUCCAAUGAAGUGGCAGAGUUAAACAAGUUAAAUAUCUUAGAAUUGGGGCUGUGGAGGGGGGUGGGGAGGGUGGAUGGGGGGAUGGGAGGAUGGAGGUGGAUGGGAGGAUUGGAGGUGGUGGAGCGUGGUGGGUGGUGACGGAUGGUGAUGGUGGUGGGUGGGUUGAUGGGAGGAUGGGCGUGGGUGGUUUGGGGGGAAAUUGGUGGAUGGGGGGGAUGAGAGGAGGGGGAUGGGUGGAUGGGGGAUGGGACGGAUGGGUGGAGGGGUGGCUGGGGUGGAGCUGGGGGGCUUGUGGGCUGGGUGUGCUGGGGUGGGUGUGAUGUGCUGGGUGGUGGGGGUGGUGGGUGGGAUGUUGUGUGGAUUGGAGGCUGGUGGGGCGGGUUGGAGCUGCUGGUUGUGGGUGCUGGGGGCUGGGUUCGGUGGUGGGCGCUGGUGGGCGGGCGGUGAGCGGUGGCUGGGUGGCUGGGUGGCUGGGCGGCUGGGCUUGGGUUGGUUGGCGGCUGUGCUGGGCGGCUCUGGGUGGCUGGUGGCUGGGUGGUGGGUGGCCUGGGCGGUGGAUGGUGGUUGGGCAGGUGGCGGUGCUGGGGGUGGCUGGGCGAUGGGUGUGGGAGGCUGGUUUGAGCGGUAGAUGGGAGGUGGAUGGGGUUUAUUGUCUUAGACGUGCCUGGGAGAGAGGCCGGGGCGGUUUAGCCUCAACGCCUCCCGCCCACCCACACACCACCUCCUAAUCUGCCUUCGAGCGAUGAGGUAAUUACCUCAAGAUAGACAGACCAGACAGUAAAGUAUAAAGCUGCUGUCUGGUUGAAGUCACCAUGAUAUUUAGUUGAGAGCAUUCCCUGUGUCUUAAACAUCAUGCUCAAUCCCAACGUAGAUCACGGUCUGCAUUUUCAUGCAGAGACUAAAAUAUUUUAGUUGUCCCACAGAUAAUAUUUUUUGGGAAACGGUUGUCUUUGUGCUUUGCAUGUGUUAGCCUACCUAUGUUGUUUUAAAAGCACCUCUUUAUUCACACUCUCAGCAUUCGCUGCUUCAAGUUGUAGUCCUCUGUAGCUCAGCUGGUAGAGCACGGCGCUUGUAACGCCAAGGUAGUGGGUUCGAUCCCCGGGACCACCCAUACACAAGAAUGUAUGCACGCAUGACUGUAAGUCGCUUUGGAUAAAAGCGUCUGCUAAAUGGCAUAUUAUUAUUAUAUUAUUAAGUUCAGUAGCCGACCUCUCCUCUCAUUUUACAUUCUAGUCAUUUAGCAGACGCUCUUAUCCAGAGCGACUUACAGGAGGAUUUAGGGUUAAGUGCCUUGCUCAAGGGCACAUCGGCAGAUUUUUCACCUAGUCAGCUCGGGGAUUAGAACCAGCGACCUUUCGGUUACUGGCACAACGCUCUUAACCACUAAGCUACCUGCCGGCCCCUCUCCUAGUUGGGCGUGUGAGAUCAAGUGCGCCUAUAUGUCUGGUCUCAUUGAAAUAGAGUAGGCUGCCUAUGCAGGAGGGAGAAUCACGUGGCAGUUAUCUUUCCAAGGAAAUUAACUUAAAUAUGAUUAGACUGUAGUUUAUUACAGCGUCUGUGAAUAAAUAUUGAUCACGGAAAGAGGCGGAGGGCGCUCAACCAACGUGAGUCGAAGUGCAAUCAAAACGUUUUAUCGUCACUGAAAAGGAAAAGGUGCAACGUGCAUAUACCGUAGUCGCACCUUUUCAAUAAAUAUUGAUGACCCAUUUACAACAUGCGUAGACCCAUUCAUCUGCCUGCAAAUCGUCCCGCUCCUAAAUGGUGUGCUAUAUGGAAAACAUAGCUCAAGAGGAAGGUUCCGCUUUCUCUCCAAUUCUGCGCCGUUCAAACUACAGCACAUCUAUUCUAUUGGCUGAUAGAGCCCAGUAAUACAGAUAUCAUAUCGUAUUGAUCAUAUAGAAAUAUCAAAACAUUCUUUCAACAACUCCAAAGCAAUUGCUUGUCUGUGGUGCAGGAACCACUGACUCACUGUCUUUGUCUCUAUCAAGACACCUGCUGGUUGACUCUUAACUGGUUAGGACAGCUCAUGGGGUCUCCUACAUAUCCGUCGACUAGGUGUGGGUCUUAUGACUAAAGAGGCAUCAUGCAUAGCUUGUAUUUUGACCCAUCAGAGUAAAAUGUCUCUAUUCUCAGCACUUACCACCAAUUUUCUACUCUGAGACACUUUGUGGAUACAAGCCCUGGCCUCACUUGUCUUAUUCAGGUUGUUUAAGUGUGACAAUGUGGUAUUUGUUAGUUAGUGAGUUGAUAUGUUACCAUAGUUUUUGUCUAAUUAUGAUAUUACAGUAAAUUGUAAAUAUUAUGAUAUUCAACUGCCCCCCAAAAAUAAACUAAAGGGAAAAACAGAUUGUAUAGACUGUAUGAUAGGACAUGUAGAAAUGUACCGUAGUAGUAGUAGUAGUAGUAGUAGUAGUAGUAGUAGUAGUAGUAGUAGUAGUAGUAGUAGUAGUAGUAGUAGUAGUAGUAGUAGUAGUAGUAGUAGUAGUAGUAGUAGUAGUAGCAGCAGUAGUAGUAGCAGUAGUAGCAUUAGCAUUAGCAUUAGCAGUAAUAUAAGUACUUUAUUAAUCCCAACUUGGGAGAUGGGUAUCACCACCUUCAAAAUGGUUUCCUCCGUCCUCUCUCCUCCCUCCCUCUCUCCUCCCUCCCUCUCCUCCCUCCCUCCUCCUCCCUCUCUCCUCCCUCCCUCUCUCCGUCCCUCCCUCUCUCCUCCCUCCCUCUCCCCCCUCUCUCCUCCUCCCUCUCUCCUCCCUCCCUCUCUCCUCCCUCCCUCUCCUCCUCCCUCUCUCCUCCCUCCCUCUCUCCUCCCUCCCUCUCUCCUCCCUCCCUCUCUCCGUCCCUCCCUCUCUCCUCCCUCCCUCUCUUCCGUCCCUCCCUCUCUCCUCCCUCCCUCUCUCCUCCCUCCCUCUCUCAUCCCCCUCCCUCUCUCCGUCCCAUCCUCUCCUCCUCCCUCCCUCUCUCCUCCCUCCCUCUCUCCUCCCUCCCUCUCCUCCUCCCUCCCUCUCUCCGUCCCUUCCCUCUCUCCGUCCCUCCCUCUCAUCCUCCCUCCCUCUCUCCUCCCCCUCCCUCUCUCCUCCCUCCCUCUCUCCGUCUCUCCAGGUGUUCUGUUUGCCAGGAAGCCCCCAAUACCCAUGAUGCUGGGUGGUCACAAGAACCAGAACCACACCUCCUCUCAGGGAAAGACCAGUCUGGGGAUGAACUCCUCCUGCAUACAGAUCCAACCGUCCUGCUCUUCCUCCUCCUCCUCCUCCACAUCCUCGGUCCACAGACACGGAAACUCCUCCCCCUGA